This is a messenger RNA of Morus notabilis, 618 nucleotides long. Its product is annotated as CASP-like protein 1D1. NCBI's taxonomy places the organism in Eukaryota, Viridiplantae, Streptophyta, Magnoliopsida, Rosales, Moraceae. The transcript is spliced from 4 exons. The coding region runs from base 1 to 618 and encodes 205 amino acids. The record is from RefSeq and is a predicted model, not a curated record.
AUGGCCUCGUCUAGCGAUAAACCCGAACCCGAACCCGAAAUCCAAACUUAUACUAGAAGUACUACUAGUUCUCGCCCUGCCAAUUGCUUUGGGUGUGAUUUGUUUCUUAGGAUUUUGUUAAUAGGAGCAUCAGUGACAUGUGUUGUGGUUAUGAUUUUUGGGAAGCAAACAAAAGAGUUCUACUCAACAUAUGAAGACUUUGACGGGCCUGUGUAUGCUUCUUCCUCGGCCGAAUUCACUAACUCACCAGCUUAUAUAUACUUCAUAGUGGCAUUAUCAGUGGCAGUUGUUUAUAGUAUUGUCACGGCUCUUGCAUCUUUUGCAGCCCUCUUGAAGUCAUCGCUCUCAACAAUCUUCCUCGUCGUUUUUGCCUUUUUGGACCCGUUGAUGCUGGGAGUAGUGGUCUCUGCGGCUGCAACACUAGGCGCUGUGGCAUACAUAGAACUGAAGGGAAACGAGGAUUUGGGGUGGAGAAAAGUGUGCCAUGUUUACACCAAGUACUGUAAACAUGUUGGAAGCUCUUUUGGGGUCUCCUUGUUCGCCUCUUUUUUGCUUGUUUUCCUUAUCUGGAUAUCCGCUUCUACACUUUACAGAAGAGUCCCCAAAACAAGGCUUUGA